Messenger RNA from Ochotona curzoniae (black-lipped pika), 751 nucleotides. RefSeq names its product chromosome unknown C5orf52 homolog (gene CUNH5orf52). The transcript has 3 exons. The coding region runs from base 1 to 564 and encodes 187 amino acids. NCBI's taxonomy places the organism in Eukaryota, Metazoa, Chordata, Mammalia, Lagomorpha, Ochotonidae. The record is from RefSeq and is a predicted model, not a curated record.
AUGACUACCGGCUUGACUCCCAUUCCCGAGUCGCCCUUGGUCAUCAAAGAAGCCGCCGCGCAGCCGGUUCGGCCCUCGGUGACCUGGGACCUGGGCUUGCCCAGGGAGCGGGAGACCACUGCCCAGGUCACCCCCGCCAGUUCCGGCACCCAGCCAGCCUCCGAGCCGCGACGCGACGGGUUCGGCAGUCGAGCCGAGCCGGUCCUCGGGGUCCAGCCGCAGGUCUUCUUCAUGCGGCCGCGCACCUUGCAGCCUCAGGUGCUUUUCAGCGUGAUGAACUCCAGCGAGGCAGCAGUAAAACAUUUUCUGCCCAAGAGCCAUUUAUCCAGGGUGAUCAUUCGUGACAACCUCAGUGCCCAGCGCAUCUAUGAGAUGGAGAUAAAGGCUUCUGAGAAGACCAAGAAAAAGAUGAGCCAUUUGCAUGAUCACCUGAAAAAGAAAUUCAUGACGGACCAGCUCAGGAAGCUGGGCCGCUGGAGACAGGAGUCCAUGAACAUGCGACAGUACCUGUAUGGCUUGCCAAAGCUGCAGGGCCCCUCUCCCAAGCGGGGCCAGCUGCCUUAAUCCCGGCAGGGUGAUGUCGCCCAGGGCCACCAUGACGCUCAUCUGACCAAAGGACACUAGAAACACGCAACUGCACGCCAUCGUGGAACAGUAAGAUCAGUGGACAGCGGAGCACCCAAAAACAAAAAGAAAAAAAAAUUUCCCCAAAACAACGACAACAACAACAACACACACACACAAAAAAACU